AUGAAGGGCUUAUCGGGCAGCCGCUCCCAACACCAGAUCCCUUUACCCCAUGGGCUCGACUACGACCCCUACGUGCAUGACUUCCACACGCACCAUGGCUCGGACACCCGCCACACCUCCUACCUGCUCAGCCCGACAGAGAGCUGCCCUAUGGACUUCCAACAUCGCUACUCACCGCGGAGCUCCAUUCACUCCGACUGUAUGAUGAUGUCCCCGGUCGUGAUGCCUCCCGUCGCCGUGUCCGACCACAUCUCCAGCAGCACCUUCCCCCGGAUGCACUACAGCUCUCCGUAUUAUGAUUCAGCCACACGGGACGACUGCGUCGCCAUAACAGCCUCUGCCACCUCGCCAGCCGUCGCCGCGGCUGCAGCCGCGGCCGCCGCCUCCUCGCACCACGCCGGCACCAAGAGCAAUCGCCUCCCCGCUAAUCUCUUGGAUCAAUUUGAGAAGCAAAUGCCGCUACACCGCGAUGGCUUCCACACCUUACAAUACCAGCGUACAUCCACCGCCGCCGAACAACGCAGCGAGAGUCCCGGCCGCAUCAGACACCUUGUUCAUUCGGUCCAGAAGCUCUUCACAAAGUCCCACUCCCUGGAGGGAUCGUCCAAGAUGAACGGCACAAAAGGCGGCGACAUUACAGGAAGCGGAUCAGGGAGUUACCAUCACCACGGCCAUCAGCCUAACAAACACGGCAGCAAGAGGAGCAAGAGCAAAGAACGCAAGCACCGGGCCGGCGGCUGGUGGAGCUCUGACGACAAUCUGGAUAGUGACAGCACCUACCGUACUCCCAGCGUCAUGUCCCGACACCACGGGGAACACAUCGCCCAUUGUUACCCGGAUCCCAUACACGGACACCACUUUGGAGAAAUGUCACUCAAGACCUCGAAGAGUAACAACGACGUCAAGUGCAUAGCCUGUGACAGUAUGGCAAUGGCGCCCGAAGGCAAAUUCAUGAAGCGGAGCUCCUGGUCGACGCUGACAGUUAGCCAGGCAAAGGAGGCCUAUAGGAAGUCAUCACUCAACCUCGAGAAAACCAUGAUGCACACCGACCAUAAGCCUUCGCGCACCUUUCACUAUCUACAGGUACCUCAAGACGAGUGGGGAGGAUACCCCGGCGAGAAGGAUGACGAGAUCCCGUGUCGGCGGAUGAGGAGCAGUAGCUAUGUGAAAGCCAUGGGAGAGGUGGACGAUGAUAGCGGCGAUUCCGAAAGCCCCAAGACCUCCCCGCAGAAAAGCGUUCGACCCGAUGCUCUGGUCCUCAAGUCAGCCAUGCAGAGACCCCAUUUUGACACCCAUAGCCCGGGCUACCGGUUGCACACCAUGAGAGAAAUGCGGGCCCACCCGAGCGUGACGCUGGACCCGGCCACCACCUUUCAUCCGCCGCCCUUCCGCUCUCGCAACCAGAGCUACAUGCGCGCUGUCAGCACCCUCAGUCAAGCUAGCUGCGUCAGUCAGGUGAGUGAGACUGAGAUCAAUGGCCAGUUUGAGUCAGUUUGCGAGUCCGUUUUUAGCGAAGUAGAAUCCCAGGCUAUGGAGGCCUUGGACCUGCCGGGUUCGUUCCGCACUCGAAGCCACAGUUACCUCCGUGCAAUACAGGCUGGUUAUUCCCAAGAUGACGACUGCUUGCCUUCAAUGACAUCCUCCACUGUCACUUCAACUCUCAGAUCCACAACAGAGGGAUAUGAUGUUGUGGAUGCGACCUCUUUUCUAAAUGACGACAUGAUAGAGGACGAUGAUGGUGCCAGCUCCUCUGCCUAUGCAGAGCUGGAGAGGCUGGAGAGGGAGACGGUGGCCGCUCGCAGCCAGCACAGUACUAGCUCCACCGUAACGGCCAUCUCAGUGCCCCCGGCGACACCGCCGUCAUACAGGGUCCCCAGUGCCUCACCCAUGGCCACAACUGAGCCACCGGUCCCUCAAGCCAUCCAGGCCUUCAAGGAAUCGGCAAAUAUGGUGGCCGCCUUCAACAUGCAGUGGAAAGAUGAGAUCUCGGCCAUGCGCUACGAGCUAGCCGAGCUCCGGCGAGAUGUCUGCGGGGAGCUGAAGACUUUCAACAGCAAUUUCUUCAACUUCACUCAGUGCUACAAUAUGUGGACAUUGUGUCGUGAGCCGUGCAGCGACGGCACCACGCAAACGCAAGAUCGAGUCUCCGUCGGAAUCCAAGCGGGAUCCAGCUGGUCCAUUCGGCAGCACACGCAGGACAAAUCAGUCAUGUGUCAACCUGAACCGGCGCCGUUUAGCAUCAUGGAUUUAAUGAACCCGCCCCGCAUUGAGAUCAUAGAGGGAACCCCCGAGAGCACACCCGAGGGCUCGGGCAGUCCCGCCAGCCCGCUUCCCAUGGAGGACUUCCCGUGGGAGAUCAACAAAAAUCAAAGGGUGCCCAAACCGCAAGAAAUGUGUGGCCACACAGGCGGUCACAGAAGUGCCAGUCUUGAACUGUGGUGCAGGAAGUACACCAGCGGGCCCAUGUCAUAUAUGUCUAUGUCAUUCUAGUCACGCUCAUCCGUCACUACCAAGAACCAGGUGAGGAAGCCAUGGGAAAACCGAUUGAACAUCCAUAGUCCCUUUACUCUCUGUCAGCUGUCAAACAGGUUCAAAAAGUUCUUUUAACAGCCUCCACCUUCAGACUGAGCUGUGAAUGUGAGCGAGAUGGUAGCUGAUCAAUCGAUCAACAAGUGCCAACAAGAGCAGCAUUGUCUUUCCUCAAUUGUCUUUAAAAAAAAAAAAAAUUAACUUGAGCAAACGAGCUACGUAAUAUCUGACGGUCAGCUGAUGAAGUUGGUUUGUCCCUGCACAACGCGGAUCUUAACUCGUGUUCAUUUCCGUUUCUCCAUGUCGAGACUUAACUCCGCCGCCUGCGUAUACUGUGAAUAACUUUAUAAACCCUCAAAAUUAUUUUGUAAAGAAUGCAUCAUGUGUAUUUAAUUGAAGUUAUUUUCAUCAAAGCGUCCGUCACACGUCGACCUUUGCUUAGUUUUUAAGCCAACUUUGAAUAUUUCACUCACAAUAAAGUUGAUGUGGGGUUGACCACCAAAAUUAUCUUUCAAUAAAGUGAAAAAGGACCGUUUGGUUUACAAUCCAGUGUAGCUUGCGGUUAUGAACCUUCAAAUGAAAAGGUCUCACAACAUGCAAAUGAGGAAAAACAAUCAAAUGAUCACGUAGAACAAAUGGUAAUGGCUUCAAAAGUUCCAUUUAACUUCCUGUCAUGUUUGUAUAUAAUGUGUACAAUUUUGUAUAGAUAUAUCAAAUAUAUUCAAAUAUUUACUGUACUGGUUGUACUGGUUGCAGUUCAAACAUACUGUGUUGGAUGAGCAGUUGAGAUAGGUUAGUAAAGAAUCGUUAACUUUAGUUGGAAACCAAACACAGCACCUUUUUCCAAGUCUUUGAGGUCAUUUAUUUCUUCAUGUCCAUCACUUGGGUGGUAGCAAUGGUCACUGAAAGUUGAUUGCCUCAACAGUCAAAAAAAAAAAUCCCAGUUUGAGUUGUAAAAGUUUGGACAAAAAAAAAAAAAAAAAGAUAAGUCCCCCUAAUGUAGACAAUCAGAGGUGCAGUAUGGUACCGGUGAAUGUACUGAAACCGCCUCACUAGUGAUGGCCAAGCUGGGCUCCUGACUGAUCUUAAUGGGUAGGAGCUGCUGGUUGACUUUGUCGGUCAUGACUUUGCAAAUGAUAGUAGCCCGUUAGCCGCUAGCAUUCCCGAUCUUGUAGUCCCGAGGUACAGAUCGCUGGAGAAUUGUGAUGUAUCACAGCCCUGACUUAAAUGUGAACCUGCCAAUGGGGACUACUGUGCUGAGUGAGAAUGGAGCUUCUUCCCACUUUGUGCAACCAAAAGGCAAUCGUUGCAGCAAUUCCAUCCAAAUUUUAAUAACAUUUUUUUAAAGCAAUUUUGUAAAAUUAAAAAAAAAAAGCACUAAUAAAUGACGGUGAGGCUGUUCACAUUAAACAUCACAUUAAAAAAAUAAAUAAAUACAAGUUGUCGCUUUGAAAAAGUAAUUCCAUCAAAUACAGCAGACUGGCUAUUUGCUUCCCAUUAAACUCCUUUAACUUCCUAUAAUUGACUUUGCAAGGAUGCAACUAGUCAAAACGGACCCAACAGCGCCUCUGCUGGUUGCAGUUGAGUACAGCACACCAUUCACACACACCCAUCAGUUUCAAAUGAUCAACAGAAUAACUCCAAAUGAUCUGCUCAUCCCCAGCAGUAAUAAAUUAUUACGCCGAAUAAUUUUCUUUCGGGUACCGGAACGCAUAUUUUACAGCAGAACUAUGAAAUAAAGGGUGAUAGAUGGCUAAAAGCUCAAAUUCAUUGUUGCUAUAGCCCAAAUGUGCAAUACCGACAAUUUUCUGUUCUAUAAAUGUCAAAUAAAAAGCAGGUUUAUCACUAUGUCAUUGAAGGCACAUGACUGUGAAAUAUAUAGCUUAUUAUGUGUAUACAGUAUAUUGAAAAAAAUAAGACAUUAUUUGACGGAAUUGCAAUGGCAUUCCUCAAUAAUAUUUUCUCCUUUGCUGGGGGAAUGCAAGGUGAUUUUAAGGUGCUGGCUAAUCAUGAUGUCUCCAAUCUGUAUUCAUUCAUUCUAUGCAAAUUCUUAGUUCUUUGGUGUAUUUUUGGAAGGUUAAGUCAUAUUGAGUUGCUUGUGAUAGAAUGGUCUUUUCUUUUUGCUGGCAUUUUCUUUUCAAAUUAUAUCGUAGUAAGAUAAAUGUAUUAUUUGCAGUUCUUAUCACAUUCGCAUCUUUUGCUGGUGAUCUUAUUUUGUAGUAGCAUUAUGUACUCACAAGUAGUUUUAAAUUGUUGAUUUGAAAUACAGUGCAAAGUCAUAUUUUUGUAUAAAAAAAAAAGAAAGAAGGAAAAAGAAAGGGGGAAAAAAAAUCAGCCAACCGAUUAUGAUUCAUCUUGAAUUUCAUCAUUUUUCCAAAGAUUGUACUCUCGAUUUAAAAAAAGAAAUGUAGCAACAACAUUGGUCUAUAAAGGAGAAUCAGAAUAAAAAUAGGGAGGAAAUCGGGAUAGAGAAUCUUUUUUUUUUUUUUUAAAUUAAAUAUAUAAUUGCCUGUUUGCUUAUUUAUCCCAAUACAUUUGUUUGAAUAUUCUGUUGAGGAUAUGUUGUCACUCAGAGAUCUAACAAAAUAACUGUGCCAAAUGUAUUACAUACACUUAUUAGGACUUAUUAAGCUUCUUUUUUUUUUGGUUCUCUUCGUGGAAAUGUGCUUCUCUGCUAACUUUCAGGGAUUUCACACUGGAAUGUUUCAUGAAUCAGAUUCAGUCCAUGUUCCAAAACAACAUCCCACCCUUUUGAAUACAAUGGCUUUCGCUUGCAUUCGUUAACUCGUGCUUCUAUUUUGUAAAUGAACGAAUCAUGUAUGUAAUACUCUUGCUUUCAAUUUCCGUUUGCUUACUGUGGUGUUUUUGUGAAUUUUUAUUCCAAAU
Syngnathus typhle (broad-nosed pipefish) is the source of this 5415-nucleotide messenger RNA. It is a transcript of the gene dlgap2b, whose product is annotated as discs, large (Drosophila) homolog-associated protein 2b. The coding region runs from base 1 to 2490 and encodes 829 amino acids. NCBI's taxonomy places the organism in Eukaryota, Metazoa, Chordata, Actinopteri, Syngnathiformes, Syngnathidae. Gene Ontology annotation, molecular function: molecular adaptor activity. The record is from RefSeq and is a predicted model, not a curated record. Gene Ontology annotation, cellular component: postsynaptic specialization; glutamatergic synapse. Gene Ontology annotation, biological process: signaling. The transcript has 5 exons.